This is a messenger RNA of Penicillium waksmanii, 1677 nucleotides long. RefSeq lists its product as uncharacterized. The transcript is spliced from 7 exons. Gene Ontology annotation, molecular function: carbohydrate:proton symporter activity. The record is from RefSeq and is a predicted model, not a curated record. NCBI's taxonomy places the organism in Eukaryota, Fungi, Ascomycota, Eurotiomycetes, Eurotiales, Aspergillaceae. Bases 1 to 1677 code for a protein of 558 amino acids. Gene Ontology annotation, cellular component: membrane. Gene Ontology annotation, biological process: transmembrane transport; carbohydrate transport.
AUGUCGGACGCUAAGAGCGGGACUCAUGAGGAGGUGCACGGUAUCUCCUCUGCGGUAGACUAUGGGACAGGGCCUGAGGAUACCCCCCAGGUGAUUGCUGGAUAUGGAGAGACUGCCAAGCGCGAGGGUGCGAAGACGAAGGAAGUCCACAAUGCCGAACUCUUUGCUGCUAUUGAGGAAACCAAGAUUGAGCGGUGGAGCAAGACUUCCAUCCACCUCUACUUCUGUAUUUUCGUCGCUUUCCUCUGUGCUUGUGCCAACGGUUAUGAUGGUUCCCUCAUGGGAUCCAUCCUUGCAAUGGACCAUUGGCAAGCGAUCUUUAAAACUGGUCUCACAGGCUCAAAAGUUUCUGUUGUGACUUCCCUCUACACUGUCGGAUCUAUCGUCGCAACUCCCUUCAGCGCCGUCAUUUCCGACAAGCUCGGUCGACGCAAGUGUAUGUUUGUCGGUGCCUGGGUGAUUAUCCUUGGAUCGAUUAUCAUUUCGACUGCCAUGCAUCUGGCUCAAUUUGUGGUCGGUCGCUUUAUCCUCGGUGUUGGAAUCCAGAUCAUGGUCGUUUCGGCUCCAGCAUAUGCUGUUGAGAUUGCCCCGCCACACUGGCGUGGUCGUGCUGUCGGCUUCUACAACUGCGGUUGGUUCGGAGGCAGUAUCCCCGCCGCUGCGAUCACCUACGGCACAAACAAUAUCAGCAACAACUACCAAUGGCGUAUCCCGUUCAUCCUGCAGUGCUUCGCGUGUGUUAUGGUCAUUUUCGCAGUCUGGUUUAUCCCGGAGUCACCCCGUUGGCUCCUCACCCAAGGUCGCGAAGACGAGGCCCUUGCCUUUCUGGUCAAAUACCAUGGCAACGGUGAUCCCAAUGCUCGCCUGGUCCGUCUGGAGAUUGAGGAAAUGAAGGAAGGAAUCCGUGUUGACGGUAUUGACAAGAGAUGGUGGGACUACCGACCAUUUAUCACCACCCACAGCGGCCGCUGGCGCUUCGCACAGGUCAUCAUGAUCUCCGUCUUUGGACAGUGGUCCGGUAACGGUCUAGGAUACUUCAACGCGACCAUCUACAACGUCCUGGGAUACACCUCUAGCUCGACACAACUGCUACUCAACCUGAUCAACUCCAUCGUCUCGGCCAUCGGCGCCGGAACCGCCGUCUGUCUGACAGAUAAGAUGCCCCGACGUCCUGUCCUGAUCUGGGGAACGCUCGUCUGCGCAAUCACCAUGGCCAUCAACGCCGCCGUCUCGCUGCCCAUCGCCAACACUGGAACGAUCAGCCACACCAAGGGCCAGACAGCGCUGGCCUUUUACUAUCUUUUCAACGUCGUGUUCUCCUUCACCUACACCCCGCUGCAGGGUGUCGUCCCCGCGGAGGCACUGGAGACGACGACUCGUGCGAAGGGACUGGCUCUUUCUGGAUUCAUGGUUUCCUCGAUCAGUUUCAUUAGUCAGUUUGCGUCGCCGAUUGGUCUGGGCAAUAUCUCGACCAAUUACUUCUGGAUCUUUGUGGGUUGGGAUCUGGUUGAAUCUGUUUGCUGGUAUUUCUUCUGUGUUGAGUCGCAGGGUCGGACUCUUGAGGAGCUGGAGUGGGUGUACCAGCAGCCCAACCCUGUCAAGGCUUCACAGAAUCUGGAUAAGAUCGUUGUGCAGAAUGAUGGAACUGUCACAGAGAAGAUUGAAGCUGAUGCUUGA